GACAGCCAAUCCCCAACAGCCGAGAGGGGGUUUUGUUUCGAAAACUCUUCUCUCCCGCUCAACUUCCUCUCUCUCUCUCUCUCUCUCUCUCUCUCUCUCUCUCUCUCUCUCUCUCUCUCUCUCUCAACCCUAAAACAUUCGUUCUGCAGUUUCCGUCGAAGAUUUGGCGGGAAAUACAAGGAUUCCAACGGUCGUUCCGCCAGUUCGAAGAUACCAACGGCUUCUUUGUUCUUUUUUUCUUUCACACCCACGAGCAACAAAAGCCUGGACUUGAAUUUGAUCUUGUAUCUGUGGUAUACUAUGAAUGUCAUCCGGUAAUUUGUGCAGGCAUCUCAAAUAUUCCUUUUCUUGGAUGGUUAGUAUUCAACACAAGGCUUACAAAAGAAUUGAAGGAUUUCAACUGGAUCAGAUGCCAAGAGACACUAGUGGACAUGGAGAAAGGCCUUGAUGUUAGAGGCAUACUAAGAGAGGCCUAUGAACCAAUUGACAAAAUAGCUAUGAUGUCAGAGGCAUCACUUUGCGAAUGGCAGUGGGAGUGGGAGUUUCAAAAAGAAGUUGAUGGUAUUGUGUUUCAGAGCCUCAUCAAGACCCUACGCGAUGAAUGGCAGUGGGAGCAGGAGUUUCAAAAGGAAGUUGAUGGUAUUGUGUUUCAGAGCCUCAUCAAGACCCUACGUGAUGAAUGGCAGUGGGAGCAGGAGUUUCAAAAAGAAGUCGAUGGUAUUGCGUUUCAAAGCCUCGUCAAUACCAAACGUGAGAAUUUUCAAGAGAAGGCAAUUGAAUUCUCGAGUUUACGCGAAGAUCUCAAUGCCAUUUCUAGGUCUUUAUUCAGUGCAGAACUACCAAAGCUGUUAUCUCAUGGAUCCCUCGAAGGUGUUGAGGAAUCGCCUAAUGAAAGGAAAGAUGGAAUUCAUGGGAAGGUACUGGGAAGUCAUCUUUCACCAUCCUCUUGCGUUCAAGACAAAAAUAGGACUGCUCUAGAGAACUCAAAGGAAUCUGAAAAUACGAUGUCUGAAGUAAUGGAAUGUCCCCAACUGAAGCACAUGACGAACGAAGAGAUUACAAACUAUUUCAAGACCCAAAUGACCGAUAUGAAGAUAGAGCAUGAGAUGAAAGUGCAAGAGAUGACUGAAGUGUAUUACAGCUUCAAACGUGAAUUCAUCAAAGAACAAAGAUCUUCCAACUUAAGGAAAGACAAUGACAUUGAAGCCUUGAGGAAAAAAAUCCCAGAGGUGAUUCUAAAGUUGGAUAAUAUACUGGUAGAAAAUGAGAAAUCGUCUGCAUCAUGUGAUGAUUAUGAGAAUAUCUGCUGUUUAAAGGAUAGGGUCAAUAGUUUGCUUUCUGAAAACCGUUGUUUAAAGGGCAUGCUUAUAGCUGAAAAAAGAGAGGUCAAAUCUCUUUCUUUGAAUCUUUCUGAUGCAGCUGCAAAACUGUCACAUCAUUCAAUGGCAGAGGCUAACUUCUUGAAGCAGAUAAAGAAGCUUGAAUGUGAUAUGGAAGAUGUGAAUAUAGAAAGCUUCCUUACAGAAGACAUAUUUAAGUGUGUCCUCAGAGAGUUUACUGGCCAAAUCAAAUGUGAUGUGGAAGACACUAUCCUUUCUGUAAACCAAAAUCUGCAAGACAUGCUUAUAUAUAUAACAAAGGUGGUCAUAACUCUCUUUUUACAGCUUUUUGAUGCAGCCACUAAACUGUCACAUCAUUCGAUGGCAGAGGCCAACUUCUUGAAGCAGAUAAAGAUGCUUGAAUGUGAUACGGAAGAUGCAAAUAUAGAAAGUUUCAUUAGAGAAGACAUAUAUAAGUGUGUACUCAGAGACUUAACCAGCCAAAUCAAAUGCGCUGUGGAAGAUUCGGACAUUCAGGAUAUCCUCGUACAUCAGACGUGUCCAAUUACUUUCAUAGAAUAUGUGAGGGAUGCUGAGGCCACUGUCAAUCUCUUGAAGACGAACUAUAACAAAGAAAAGGAAAGGGGAGAUCUCCUUGAAGAAAAACUGUUGGAAAAUGAAAAUACUUUUGAGACAGAAAAGGCAUUGCUGUCUGCACUAUUGGAGGAGAAAGAGAAGUCAAUGUCAGAAACGGGGUCCAGAUUGACAGAACAGAUUAAGCAUCUUGAGCUAGUUCUACAUGAACUAAACAGGGAAACGAAUUUGAUAAAUAGUAGAUUGGAUGAGGCUUUUGAGAGAAUUGAUCUGUAUGAAGUAGAUGUAACCAAACUAGAUCAGAAACUAAAAGUAGCUGGAAAUGACUUGAGGGAAGCAAAGAGAGAAGGAAGUGUACUUCAUGGCAUUAUUCAAGAGAAGAAAAAUAUAAUACAGGCAGCCGUAGCAAAUGAAGUGGAGCAAAGGAAGAAAAUGGAAUCUAGUUUUGCUUCAAUCCAAGGACUGGAAAAAUCAAUGGUUGAUUUUGAAUGCAGAGUAAUGGAGAAAAUCAUGCAGAAUUGUUCCAGGUUGAACAUGUUGGAUCUAAAAUGCAGGCCGUUUGCUCAGCAAGCCAAUUUACUUAAAAGAAAAGGGUUAGAGUACAAACAGAAGCUUGAACGACGAUGUUCUAACCUUGAAAUGGCUGAAAAGGAGGUUGAUUUGUUAGCAGAUAAGGUGGAUGUGCUUCUAAGUCUUCUUUCAAAGAUAUACACAGCACUUGACCGUUACUCGCUUAUAUUGCAAAAUUAUCCUGGAAUCAUGGAGGUUCUGAACUUGGUCAGGAGGGAAUUAAAAAAGGAAACUAAUUAAACCAAUUGUUCGGAAGAAGUCUUUCUUUGUGAGGUCCCCAAAAGGGCUGUGUUCGGUGGCUUCGUGUAUAGGGUGAGCCAUUUGGUGGGUUAGUUUGAAUUUCAACCCUUUGAGCUUGUGUGGCUUGUGUACAGUUUCAUAGUGCCUGGGUAUCAACCCGCACACUCAUCAAGAGUAUCAAAGCUUUUCUCACUGUACAUAAAUGAGAUGACUUGAACAACCGUAUGGACCGUAUGGUCAGGUAGGGAACUCAGUCCACUUGUGUGUGUC
Magnolia sinica is the source of this 2993-nucleotide messenger RNA. Its product is annotated as WPP domain-associated protein-like. The transcript is spliced from 7 exons. NCBI's taxonomy places the organism in Eukaryota, Viridiplantae, Streptophyta, Magnoliopsida, Magnoliales, Magnoliaceae. Bases 432 to 2723 code for a protein of 763 amino acids. The record is from RefSeq and is a predicted model, not a curated record.